AUGCAUCCCAGCGCCCUCCUUGGCCUCCUGGCCUUUGCAGCUGCUGUGACUGCUGCUCCUCCCAAGCGUCACUCCAAUGCCCACUCGAGCGCUUCGGUCAAGAACCUGAAGAGCCAAAUUAAGAAUUUGGUCAUUCUAGAGAUGGAAAACCGCUCCCUGGACAAUCUCCUUGGUGGUCAGACUCUCAAGGGCCUCGAGAACCCUAUCAACAACGGCCCAUACUGCAACCCAUACAACCUGACCGACUCUUCUCAAGGCAAGGUCUGCAGUGCUGCCAAGGACUUUGAUUCUAUCCUGGAUGACCCGGAUCACUCAGUCACUGGCAACAACAUUGAGUUUUACGGAACUUUCAUCCCCGAUAAUGCUGCCAUUGCCAGUGGCAAGCUCACUCCUACCCAACAGGGUUUCGUGCACGAGCAGCUGCGCCGUUAUGGUGCUGAUGUGAACAAGACCUCGCUCGCCAAGCAGGUUUUGAACUACUACACCGAAGACGAGGUGCCUGUUUUGACUUCGCUGGUGCAGAACUAUCUGACCUUCAACCACUGGCACUCCGACCACCCCGGCCCCACCAACCCGAACCGGGCCUAUGUGCUCUCUGGUACUUCUGCCGGCCACGGCACGAACGACGACGCCUUCGACUCCGAUGUCCACGGCCUGACCCAGCGCUCUAUCUUCCAGCAGCUGUCCGAAACCAACCACACAUGGAAGAACUAUUACACCAACACCGGCAUGGUCGACGCCUUCUUCUUCGACUGGACCUUUACAUCGGGCAACACCGACAAAGCAGUGCCACUAUCCACCUUCUACUCUGACGCUAAAGCCGGCACCCUCCCUGAAUUCAGCUUCAUCGACCCAUCCUGCUGCGGCACCGGCACCAACUCAAUGCACCCAACCGGCCUAAUCUCCGACGGUGAAACAUUCAUCAAAAACGUAUACGAUGCGCUCCGCGCCUCUCCCCAGUGGAACCAGACACUCUUCAUCCUGACCUUCGACGAGACUGGCGGUUUCCACGACCACGUCCCCCCGCCCCUUGCUGCACGCCCGGAUAACUUGACGUACACCGAGACUGCGCCUAACGGCGAGAAGUACACUUUCUCGUUUAACCGUCUUGGUGGGCGUAUCCCUACUUUGUUGAUUUCGCCGUGGGUUGGUAAGGGUCUUGUCGAGCAGAAGGGUACCAACUCAGAUGGGCAGACUGUUUCGUACUCUGCUUCUUCUAUCCUGCGCACUCUAGGUUAUUUGUGGGACUUUGAGCCGUUUACGCCGCGUGUUGCUACCUCGGCUUCGUUUGAUCAUUUGAUUACGAAUGUCAAGCGUAGUGAUACUCCUGUGACGCUGCCCGAGCCCCAGUCUUUCAAAGUGAAGGCGUAA
Messenger RNA from Penicillium cataractarum, 1371 nucleotides. RefSeq names its product phosphoesterase superfamily protein. The transcript is spliced from 2 exons. The record is from RefSeq and is a predicted model, not a curated record. Bases 1 to 1371 code for a protein of 456 amino acids. Gene Ontology annotation, biological process: phospholipid catabolic process. Lineage: Eukaryota; Fungi; Ascomycota; Eurotiomycetes; Eurotiales; Aspergillaceae. Gene Ontology annotation, molecular function: hydrolase activity, acting on ester bonds.